Molecule: messenger RNA, 5121 nt
Organism: Symbiodinium sp. CCMP2456
Lineage: Eukaryota; Dinophyceae; Suessiales; Symbiodiniaceae
Source: the annotation of a GenBank genome assembly
AUGGAGUGCAAGCACCUCUCCGAGAGCGAGGUCAAGCAACUCACAGAAAUGGCUCGGGAGAUCCUGGCCGAGGAGAGCAAUGUGCAGCCGGUCAGAUGCCCUGUGACGAUAUCAGGUGACAUCCAUGGCCAGUUCCAUGAUCUCAUGGAGCUCUUCCGUAUAGGGGGCCUCCUCCCAGACACAAAUUAUCUCUUCCUCGGGGACUACGUCGACCGAGGCUAUUUCUCGGUAGAGUGCGUGUCCCUUCUGCUAGCCUACAAGGUCCGGUACCGGGAACGGAUCACCAUUCUUCGGGGUAACCACGAAAGUCGCCAGAUCACGCAGAUCUACGGCUUCUUCGACGAGUGCGCUCGGAAGUAUGGCAGCCAAAGUGUGUGGAAGAUGUUCACCGAUCUAUUCGACUACUUGCCCUUGACUGCCCUGGUCGAGAACCGGAUCUUCUCACAGCAUGGAGGCCUCUCACCGAGCAUCGAGAAGCUAGACGAUGUCAGGAAGCUUGAUCGGAUACAGGAGGUGCCGCACGAGGGCGCCAUGUGCGAUCUCCUUUGGAGUGAUCCUGACGAUCGUCUCGGCUGGGGCGUGAGUCCUCGAGGCGCGGGCUACACCUUCGGGCAGGAUGUGUCCGAGAAGUUCAACCAGUCGAACGGUUUGAACCUCAUCGCGAGGGCGCACCAGCUGGUCAUGGAAGGGUACAACUGGACCCAUGAACAGCAAGUUGUCACUAUCUUUUCUGCGCCAAACUACUGCUACCGUUCCGGAAACCAGGCUGCGAUCAUGGAGAUUGAUGAGCGGCUAGGGUCUCACUUUGUGCAGUUUGAUCCCGCGCCUCGUCGGGGUGAAGCAGCCAUCGGCAGGCCCCCGGUUGAGUACUUCUUGUUGUGCACUGAUUGCUCCGGCGUCCGUUUUCAGCUGCGUGAUGAGGCUGCCGAUGCUUUGGCAGCAGCUGAGAGUCACAAACUCGCGGUGGAGCAGGAAAUUCAGAAGGUCAUCGCCGAGACGGAAAAAGUCACCAAGGAGACUUACACCUCUCUCAGCCUUUUGAAAGCUCAGACGCCGCAGACUUACGCCCAAGGUGCUGAGCAGAAGCCCGAUGACCCGGAGGCCAGCAGGGGUGCCCGCUGCCUUGGCUUGUCACGGCUUGGCCCUGGUUCCAUUUCUCUGCCCCGGAACGAAAGCACUGAGAAGUACAACACGGAAGGGACUGUGUUUACAGCCCUUGACGUCUCCAUCAGACUACUGCAACAGUCCCGCGGCGGCUUCGUGGAGUCGCACUCCAGCCGUGCUAAUUCCAUGUCACGUCACACGACAGACGAUCUGGCUAUGCAGUGCUAUCUGCUAGCUCGUGUCCUCCUACUGUUCAGCUCUGCUUUCCUUUUUGCAGCCUUGUGGGCCUUCGUCGCAGCCACUUAUGAGGUCGUGGCACAUGUGGAAGGCAAUCGCCGUGUAUUCUGCAUCUUGCAGGUGCGACAGAGGGCAGGCGCUGCCACGUGGUACGAAGCCAUCUUGCGCGACUUGCAACUGGACAAGGUCUGGGUCGCCUUCGACCGGGGUAUUUGGCCCAGUCGCGAGCUUUCCUGCCAACAUGUCCGGGCCAGGGUCUUUCCCGUCGACUCGCCUCCGCAGCUCAUUGCCGGGGCCGAGGUCGAAGUGCGAUUUCCGGCAACAGAGGAUGGCCCAGCACACUGGUCUGCAGCCUCCAUCUCGCACAAUGCUUGCGAGCAGGAGGGCCGGAUUCUUGUGGUCGUGGAGGGUCGGGAGGUGGCCGUGGCUUUGGACGCUGUACGGGCACCCAGCCAGCAAGUGCCGCUGAACCCCCUGGCCUUCACGAGGGCUGCCGUGCCCGUUGGUAAGGAACUACACAGCUGGCUGAGCCUACCAGAUGCAAGAGGAUGUCUGGAGCAGGUGCGAUCUACGACAGGUCUGCAUUUGGCCACUCCCGGAGUAGAGCAUCCUCACGGCGGAAAUGGAGUCGUGGUGCAGGAGCUGGACGCCGUCAUUCUAAUCGGCGGAGAAGCCGCCAUCGCCAGAGCUUCCAUGGUGUUGAAGAUCCACCUCAUGCAUCAGGCUGAGGUGGAGGCCUUCCAUCGACGGCGUGCAAAGAAGCUGGCACAGUUGAAGGAGCUCGAAGCGAAAGGUCUAGGUGAAGACGCCCGCCUCUCCUUUGAGGUGGAUGCGGGUCUUAUCGGCCGCACCUGUGGAAAAGGCGGGGAGCGUGUGAAGAAGGUGGAAAAGGAGUUCAACGUCGAGGUUCGGAUUCAAGAGACCCAGGAUGCCGAUCCAUCGGAACCGCGGAAGAUCCUGAUCUACUGCGACAGCGAUGCCGAUGCAGAGGGUGCUCGGAGAGAACUCGAACUGCGUAAGCAACUCUAUGCCCUCCCGGCUGAACGUAUAACGUGGUUCCAGCGGAACGACAACCGAUUAAUCCAGGACGUCACGCGAAAGGCGGGACUUGCAGCCGCCACCUGGACCGAGUCGGGCUUGGAGCUUUGCGGCCAGCAAAGUUCCCUGGAAGAUGCCGUGCUGCUUCUGGAUAGCCACAACGAGUACUUCCUCGUGUACAGGGAGAUGGACCGCGAGCAGUUCAUGAUCUCACAGUCCUUCGAGGAACUGGAGCAGGCAAACCGUCCAUCGAGCUUCCGUCCGAAUCCGCGCACGUCGAAGUCUCGUGAGAGGGCGCAGGAUCAGACGAAGGCUGGAGUGCCGAAGCGCCGCGUCCACGCGGCCGCGGUGGCCGCGGUCGUGGUGCCAGGGUGCGUCCCAUCGGAAGACACGGCAAAGCCUAGCCACGCCCCUUUGCGCCCCCUGCCCCGUGCUAGAAGCACUCUGGCACUGGUGGCCGCCGUGUGGAUGCUCCCGGCUGCCUUCAUGGCUCCGUCCUCGCCGGUGCCUGCCCUGCGCGGUACAGCCACCGAAGGAUCCUUGGCCGGCAUUGAGAUCGAGACGCGGGCUCCUAUGGUCCUUGUCGAGGCCUUGCCAGAGCCGCGCCCCAACGACGCCAUGCUCCCUGCACAAGGUGUCCUGGCCGGGCCUAUUCUUUCCCUUGGCGGCUCACAGGCCGUCACACUGCGGCAGCUGAAGCAGCAAGUGGAAGCAGAGGCGCAGCGUGUUGCCAAUCUUCGUUCCGAUCUUGCAGCAAGACACGUUGGCAAGCCCUCCAUGCCUGGAGGCCAGGACGGGCUUUGGGACGCCCAGCGCCUUUGUCAGGGUCAAAGCUUCGGUGAGCAGCUGCGCGAUGUGCAAAAGCUCUUCUACGAGUCGGAGUUUGAUUCCGGCGUGUGCAAUGUCCCACUGGCCAGAGGCGUGCUUAAAGCAUGGGGGCGGCCUGCACAGAAGGCAGACUCAGGUGCACCGGUGGGGUCACUUCCCGGAGCCGUCGAAGCCGGCUCACUGACUGCCUCGCCACCAGCCUCUGAUGCGCCUCCCACCUCCGGGAGGAGGGCCAGCUCUGCAAGCAGGUUGAGCCAGCGCCUCGCGUCUUUGCAGAUUGAAACCGCCAUCGACACUCCCAAGGAGCAACGGCGGUAUGGCCCUGAGCGUUUCUUCUACGACCAGAAAACUUACACCGGCGUUCACAAGAACGGGUCGCCGACCACUGUGGAAAAGGAGGUGGUUACGCAGAUCUUGCGGGAUCCUUCCCCUCGGAGUGCUCGAAGUCGCUCGGCCUCUGUGGCUUCUCUAUCCCCUCGGGCCCGGGCAGCUUCUACAUCGAUGACGCCUCGGGCCAGUGGCGUUUACAACAGCUUCAAGCUGGUCUCCCCGGUGGGCGACUCACCUCGAAGAAGAACCAUCGCAGGGGAAUCUGCGGAGGACAACACCCGUUAUGGCCCCGAACGAUUCUUCUAUGAGCAAAGCACCUACACAGGCACUCAUCGCCAAGGAGGCCCCCAGGUAGCGGAGCCUCCAGAGCCAGUGCGAAAGGCGUCCACAAUGACGAUGACUCCUCGCUCGGCGCGCAGCCAGCGCGGCUCCACGGUCUCCUUGGCAUCAGAAGCCGGGUCCAUGCGGCUGCGCUCACCCACGGGUCCUUCAGGCAUCGCCAGGCGUUUGGACUUCAGCAGCCAGGAGGAGACGAAGGAGCCUCAGUCUACGCGAUCCAUGCGCAGCCUGCAGUCGAUGCAGUCUCAGGGUUCCCUUGCGGGGCCGGCUUCACCGCGAAACCGAGCUUUCACCGAGACGCCACGCAGUGCACGGUCGGCGUCUGUGACGUUCAAAGACCAAGACUCUUUUCGCUACGGUCCUGAGCGCUUCUUCUACGACUCGAGGACCUACACCGGAGUCCACAAGCAUGGGGGCCCCAUCACGGAUGACUUUCGGGAACCGAACGGCCAGGUAGCCCUGACAGGGAUACCGCCACCUCGCCUCAAGGGCGCCAAGUUUCACAGUUCUCGCUGGAAGUCGAGGUUGAACGCCAAGCAAGCAUUGCAGCUGCAUUGGCACCGGCCGGGGGAGUUUCCGAAUUGGAGGCAUCGGGACCGCUUGCAGUCCGUUCUUUGCGGUUGGGUAGAGGGCUCCCUGCAGCAGAUGAACAUGGAGCUGGUGAGGGCGCAGGAGUCGGCUCGGAAGUCUCGACGACAGGAAGAGGACCUCCGGAAUGACCUGGCGAAGCUGAAGGAGCGAACAGCGGCCACCAGAGACAAGCUGCUGUACCAGGAGGAUCACCUGAAGCUUCAGGGUGAGACCUUGGCAAAGUUAGAAUCGCAGAAGGCGAAGUCUGAGGGUGAUGUCGAGACGCUUACGCUGGGUCUACACAAGCUGGACCAGGAGAACCAGUACCUCCAGGAAGCCAUCAAGCAUCUCAUGCAACAGGUGGAGGCCAAGCACGGCGGUUCGCUCGAUGGCUGGGCUCCGACCUCGACUUUGCAGCGGAAGCACCAGAAUUCAUCAGCCGACCUGAACCUGCCACUUUCGUCGUUAUAUCCGCACGUUCCUAGAUUCUGUAGAUGUUUGUGGCAUGGUCUUGUCAGAUGCCGCUGCCUGGACAGCAGGGUACCGGUAUUCAAGUGCUUGUGUGUGCGUGCACAUUUACGCAUGGACAUCUGCUCGCACACAGGGUACAUGUGUUCGCUCUGUUUUCCAGGUUGCCAGAUUCCCUUCAUCUACGACCAUACUCUGCAACGAUAG